This is a messenger RNA of Ogataea haglerorum, 2052 nucleotides long. RefSeq lists its product as uncharacterized. The record is from RefSeq and is a predicted model, not a curated record. Gene Ontology annotation, biological process: chloride transport; transmembrane transport. The transcript has a single exon. NCBI's taxonomy places the organism in Eukaryota, Fungi, Ascomycota, Pichiomycetes, Pichiales, Pichiaceae. The coding region runs from base 1 to 2052 and encodes 683 amino acids. Gene Ontology annotation, molecular function: voltage-gated chloride channel activity. Gene Ontology annotation, cellular component: membrane; Golgi apparatus; early endosome.
AUGGAAACCGCGCCCACCAGAUCACGACCCUACGGGCCGCUUGAGCUCAUUGAUUGGGACAGGGAGUACGCACAGCUGGCGGAAGCUCGCAAACAGCAGGCCCCCCAGAGUACCCGUCUCCGCCACCUCAUCUACUCCAAUUUGCAUUCAAUUCUCCUAAUAUCUUCCUCUGUGACGAUUGCGCUGCUUACGAUCGGCAUUGACUACGUCUCCAUGUACUUGCACGGCUUGCGAACGGGCGUGUGCAAGCAAAACGUGCUUAUUCCCGCCUACGAGUGCGACGACCUGGCCGAUUGGUCCACAUAUUUCCUCUUUUUCACCAAAAGCAGUGUGUUGCGCCGCACAAACGACCUCAUCGUCUACAUCAUGAUUGUGCUUGUGCUGGCGCUCUUCGGCGCUCUCCUGGCGUCAAAACACAUUUACAUCGCGCACGGAGGCAUCCCGGAAAUUAAGUCGAUUCUUUCCGGCACCAACAUCCCAGACUUCCUGAAUAUCAAGAUGAUCAUGUCCAAGGUCGCGAGUCUUGUGCUCGUCGUCUCCAGUGGCCUAUUUCUCGGCAUCGAAGGCCCUCUCGUGCACAUUUCCAUGGGAGUGAUGCAGUUUUUCAUGAACCUGCUCCCGCUCACGCAAAACGAGGCGGUGAAAAGAGAGUAUCUCUCGUCGGCAGUCGCCAUUGGAAUCGGUCUCGCGUUCAAUGCGCCCAUCGGUGGCGUACUCUUUGGUCUCGAGCAGAUCCACUCCGCGUUCCCCGUCGAUAAACUGAUGUGGAACGCAUUUAUUUGCUCGACAAUCGGCGUCACUCUACUGCAAAAACUGCACCCAUAUAUGGAGAUGAACAUCGACGACAUGUUCACAGUGUCGCUGAAAAACAACUGGCUCAGCUACGAAACGAUCCCGUACAUGUUUCUGGGGCUCCUGUGCGGCGUGCUCGGCAUAUUCUUCUGCAAGAUCAACAUUUAUUUUGCAACCUUCAGACAGCAGAGGCUCGACAACGAUAAACUAAAAAUAGUUGAGGUCGUUUCGAUUGCUUUAGCAGGCGCGGUCGUUGGCCGCAUGUCUAACUACUCGAUGUUCUCGCUCCCAAAAAUGCUUCAGCAGCUCUUCAACAGCUGCACGGACGACUCCGACGGCCUGCUAUGUUCCAAAGACGCCGGCUUCCCGUGGAGGCUUUCGUUGACUCUCGUUGCCGGCAUUAUGCAAAGCUUCUUCUUCAGCGCGUACAGCUACGGCUGCAACGUCCCUGGUGGACUGCUGCUGCCUUCGCUGGUGAUCGGCGGCUCUGUGGGACGUCUGGUUGGCGUCUUGCUCGAGGCCGCCCAGAACCAGCUGAUUACGUCAGCGCUCCAUCUGCAGUGUCUCAACGAGAAGAAGUGCAUCUCUGUGGCCUCGUACGCCGUUGUUGGGGCCGGCUCGUUCGCUGCGGCCGUCUUCAAAAUGAACAUUACCAUGGUGGUCAUUCUGUUCGAGCUCACUGGGGCUGUCACAUACAUGAUUCCGAUCAUGCUCGGUGUGUUCUGUGCGCGCUUUUUGAACGACAUGAUUGUGGACCAGAGCAUCUACGAGAUGUGGCUCGAAAUCUCCAACCUACCGUACGUCGUGCCUGAUAUUGAGGACCGUCUCUCAAACCCUGACUAUGCGGUGAAAACAUGUGCAUCGGUCAUGAGACCGGCUGAAGAGAUACAUGUUUUUGAAGACGGCACUCUGACUCUCGCAGAUAUCGAGAGAGCGCCGGAAAUGAAGGGGUAUCCGGUAGUCCGCGACGGCGAGCUCUACGGCUAUGUUACAAGCUACAGUCUCCGAAGAGAGCUGGCCUUUUUGAAAGAACAGGGAGUGGUCUCUUUCGACACCGUGGUUACAUUUGGACAGACGCAGUCCGGGUACCACACACUGGAGCAUCUACUGACAGGACUAAACCUGCUACAGGUGGUAAAUGGCGACACAAAGCUGCUGACGGCGUGCCAAAUUAUGGACCAGCUCAUUCUGGACAGCAUUUUCGUGUGCUACCUUGGAAGCUAUAAAUUGCAGGGAAUAAUUUAUAGAGAGAUGGUCUAA